CAGGUUCCAGGAAUUCCCCACUCAGCUCCUGAUCCCCCACUCUCCCAGCCCCAUAGCUGCUCUGGGCCCAGCCCCUACCCCUGCCCCAGCGAUGGCUCCCAGAGCCCCAUGGUCCAGCCCUAGCCCUAUCCUGGCUGCUCUGCUCAUCUCCUCUUUAGUGCUGUGCCCGGCCCAGGCCAUCGUGGUUUACACAGACAGGGAGGUCCACGGCGCUGUGGGCUCUCAGGUGACCCUGCACUGCUCCUUCUGGUCCAGCGAGUGGGUAUCAGACGACAUCUCUUUCACUUGGCGCUACCAGCCCGAAGGGGGGCGUGACGCCAUCUCGAUCUUUCACUAUGCCAAGGGACAGCCGUACAUCGAUGAGGUGGGGGCCUUCAAGGAGCGCAUACAGUGGGUGGGGGACCCGCGCUGGAAGGACGGCUCCAUUGUCAUUCACAACCUGGACUACAGCGACAAUGGCACCUUCACCUGUGACGUCAAGAAUCCGCCCGACAUCGUGGGCAAGACCUCCCAGGUCACCCUCUAUGUCUUCGAGAAAGUGCCCACGAGGUACGGGGUCGUGUUGGGAGCUGUGAUCGGGGGCGUUCUGGGGGUGGUGCUCCUGCUGCUGCUGCUCUACUUCCUGGUGCGCUACUGCUGGCUGCGCAGGCAGGCUGCCCUGCAGAGGAGGCUCAGUGCCAUGGAAAAGGGGAAACUGCACAAAUCUGGGAAGGACUCCAAGCGGGGCCGGCAGACCCCGGUGCUGUACGCCAUGCUGGACCACAGUCGAAGCACCAAGGCCGCCAGCGAGAAGAAAAAGGGGCUGGGGGAGUCGCGCAAGGAUAAGAAAUAGCGGUUAGCGGGCCGGGCGGGGGGUCGGGGGUCCGGGGCCGCUGAGCCGGAGGCCAAGGGCGCUCGGGUGGUAGUCAUCGAGAUGGAGUUGCGCCGGGACGAGGCGGGCGCCGAGCUGCGGCCAGCGGUCAAGUCCCCCAGCCGGACCAGCCUCAAGAACGCCCUCAAGAACAUGAUAGGCCUGGAUUCGGACAAGUGACCGCUCCCCACCCCACCCCGGGCCCCGCCGGAGCAGGGGGACCCUCCCCAGGUGCUUUCCUCCUAACUCCCCAGCCCUGCCCUCAACACCCACCCCCCCAAGAUGUAAGUUUCAUUCCAAAAGCCACCCCCCCCACCUCGCCCCUCCGAACUUUCUGGAAGCCCUGGAUCUAACCCCACCCCUCCCCGGCCCCAAGGGCUGUGUGUUUGGUGUCUGAACCUCAGGCGCUGAGAAGAAAGGGACCUUGAUACCCUCCUCCCUCACUCCCACUCCCACCUGGUUUUCCCAAUCCAGUCCCAAAAGAUUCCACUGCCCCCUCACCCCCACCUCCUUAGCUAACAUCCGGGUCACCCAGAGCAGAGUCUCUCCAGGGUUCCUUUUGGUUGUUGGUUUUUUUGUUUUGUUAUUGUUUUGUUUUUUAAUUCACCCUUGGUUUACCUGUGCAGUCCCCUCCCCCCAUGACUGAGCCCUCUAAUGACGUCAUGUGGUUUGGCAAACUUCACCCCCUACAUCUUGAGUCCUCUAGGACAGUUGGCCUGGAGCAGAGGGGGGCCCCCCCACUCCUUCCACCUUCACAGUAGGAAUGGUGGCCAGGACCACUUCGGAGCACUGUCCUGGGACUCAAGGUCAAGGGGAAAGAGAGAAUAGGUCCUCCAAAGCCAGGGAGUUGAAUAGCUGCCCCCACACACCCACCAGGAAAAACAAACAGGAAGGGGGGAGGGAGGCUGCCCUCCCAGCCACAGGAGACUCUUAGGAUUUUUUUUCUACAUUCUGUAUAUUUCUUCUCAAACUCCCACAUAUCCUUAAAUGUUUAAUAAACACUGACAUUUCCAGAA
Molecule: messenger RNA, 1866 nt
Organism: Erinaceus europaeus (western European hedgehog)
Lineage: Eukaryota; Metazoa; Chordata; Mammalia; Eulipotyphla; Erinaceidae
Gene: MPZ
Product: myelin protein zero
Exons: 6
Coding region: 92-832 (246 amino acids)
Biological process (GO): myelination
Cellular component (GO): membrane
Source: RefSeq, a predicted model, not a curated record